Molecule: messenger RNA, 937 nt
Organism: Triticum aestivum (bread wheat)
Lineage: Eukaryota; Viridiplantae; Streptophyta; Magnoliopsida; Poales; Poaceae
Product: monothiol glutaredoxin-S7, chloroplastic
Exons: 2
Coding region: 102-599 (165 amino acids)
Source: RefSeq, a predicted model, not a curated record
AAUGACGGUUCUGCCACCCAGUCAACCACAGCCACGACUCAUCCCUCCUCUGCCUGCAUCCGUCGCCGCCGGCGCGCGACCUCCACACGCCACCCGCCGCGAUGGCCGCCGCCCCCUCCGCCACGGCGCUCGCCGGCGCGGCCCUCCCGCUCCCCUUCUCCGCGCGACCUCAACCCGCUCGGUUCUCCGCGGUGGCGCUCCCCCGGACGGCCCCUCCUCCCGCGGCCCUGCGGCUCCGGACCGUCCGGCGCCUGGCGGCGGCGGAGGGCGGCGGAGUGGCGGCGGGCAUGAAGGACACGCUGGACAAGGUGGUGUCGGCGCACAAGGUGGUGCUGUUCAUGAAGGGGACCAAGGACUUCCCGCAGUGCGGCUUCUCCCACACCGUGGUGCAGAUCCUGCGCUCCCUCGACGUCCCCUUCGAGACGCUCGACGUGCUCGCCAACGACGCCCUCCGCCAGGGGCUCAAGGACUACUCCAGCUGGCCCACCUUCCCCCAGCUCUACAUCGACGGCGAGUUCUUCGGCGGCUGCGACAUCACCCUCGAGGCAUACAAGAGUGGGGAACUGCAGGAGACGCUGGAGAAAGCAAUGUGCUCUUAGCAAAUGACGGGUGAUAUCAUACAGGAAACCAUUAUAUAUGGCUCUAGCCCUUGUCGAUGUACGCACUCUUUCAGCCCAUGGCAGAGAGCUGGAGAUGCAGUUGCCAAGUUGUAGAUGACUCAAAUUAUGAAGCAGUGAGUUCCAAAUGUACAAUGCACUUUGGCUAUGGUAAAUUUUGUGCAAUGUGUGGUCAAUUGUAUAGUAUCAAUCGCUUGUAUGAUGGUUUCCUGUGACAUGGAGGGCAACCCUGGGGAGGGCCUUUAUCUGCAAAAGUGGGUGCUGACACUGUUUCAAACGACGAGGAAAUAAAGAUGCCAUGCAUCAUCUAUUUUUCACUA